CCACGAGUACCUUUCCUCGAAUACUUUUUACUCAGUUACUGUCCGAAGCUCUUAUUCGCAGUAUACUUAGCUAGCGACCCAACAAGAGAUCUACUCCUUCGAUAUCUCCCAAUCUUCACCUUUCAUUUCCUUGUCCCUCCUUUCAAACCGACCGUCUGUCCUACCUGCCAAUCUGCGGCAGCGUCCUAUAGCUUGUCCGUCUGUCGAUAUAUUGUCCUUCCAAGCAUUAUCAGGUUCCAGACACGACACACAGUCUCUGAGACCUCCAACUUCCACCGGCCUAUCUUCUUCAGACCAGCAAAGUCGCAUGCCUACGGUUCCUCCUAGCCGGCAAAGUUCCGGACCCUGAUCUGAUCGGAGUUGAUUGAAGCCCUACCGGGGGUAAAAAGACGGACGGACGCACCGGUCAUUGGCAGAUUGGCACUUCAAGGUGCCAGGGAUUGUGAGCAUGGUGCACUCCUGAAUUUCAUCAAGACCCGGAGCAGCAGAGGCAGCUGCGUCGUGCAAUCAUUUGCUGGCGGAGUGCCCUCGGAAUCGUUUGUCAGAUGUCAAUCACCCAAACAUGGCGGACAAACGCAGAAGGAAGAGCCUCAGCAUCUUCCGCCAGAGGACGGAUCACGCCCUCCCUCCCAUACAAAUACCCGCAAGUCCUACCGAGAAAAAGUCUACAGACUACCUCCCGAGUCCUGUCGAGUCCGAACAAUCGAGCCCAAAGGCCCGGCCAAGGACUCUCCAAAAAUCCGGUCGCGCUUCAGUCUUUGGAUCCCUACGUUCGCUGCGUUCUCUUGACGAGGAAGAGAAGAUCCUCUUGACCAGGUCGGAUUCUAAAGCUUCAUCUCUCCAUGACGAAGCUGAGCUGAACAUGAAGGGAAUCCUUGGCCAGAAGGUUCUACAGUACGGAGAAGUGCAAGCCGCUGGAGCCACCAAUGUCUUCCGGAAGAGGACUCAAUUCAUGGUUCUCACCGAGUCACACCUCAUUCGCUUCAGAAGCCAGGCUAGAGCUGUCGAAAUGUUUCCAACUAUUCCCAGCAGCCUCAAUAAUAAAGGCCACGCCCCACGGUCGUCUUCUGCAAGCUCCUAUCAAGAGCUUCAGAUGUCGGCAUAUUCGGACAUCGCUUCGGGCAUUCCCCUCGACCAGAUCAUCGCCGUGUACAGAGUCGACGAUGGCCGACCAUACAUGACUGUAGAAGUUGCCUAUCUCGAUGAACGAGCGAAGAAAGCAUCCAUGAUGCAACUCCAAGUCAAUGAUCUUCGCGAAGCAAAUCUAUGGGUAAUGGCCGUUCGCUCGGCCGUUCUCCAAGUGACCUCCUCAUUGCCGAAGCCGAUUCAAGAUCAUACACUAGAGCAUCUUGCUCGAGUCGCUGAGCGUGAAAGAGAUUACCAUCCGGAACAUUUCCACGUCUUCAAGGUGGUUCAGCGCUCAGUCAACAGAUCAAUGGGACGAGCCUCGGCUGAAGACUUGACUCGGCUCGGAUCAGCCGUUUGCUAUCUUAUCAUCGGUCUUCAUAAAAUCCACUUGGUGCCCUUGUACCGGUCGUCAACACGAUCGUCUAGCACUUCUCUCAACGACAUUGACAGCACGACCUCUUUUGCCAUUGUCGAUUUGGCCAUGGUCCAAGUUCAGUCGGAAGAAGACGCCUUUCAGUUGCUAUUCAAACCACCGACAGGACAGCCCCAAAAUGUUCCCUUGGGCUCGAGCGCUGCGGGCGAGAUCGCACUUCGAUUGAGGUUCGCCUCGGAAUAUCUGCGGCCAGAAUGGCUCAGGCAGCCUUUCAUAUUCGAGAUACCUGCUGAGCUCGAUGAUCAGAUGGAUCCUCCUAAUUUUCCCAAAGAAGACCACGAUUGUUUCGAUCGUACACUCAUUGCUUACUGUGCUGGCUAUGACUUGGACACUUCUCGAAUUUGUUAUUCUGUGGACUACAAUUGUGAAGAUGCGCCUUGUUUUCAACUACUUGCUCCCUCGACAGGCAAGACGUACUCUGCAUUGGAGUUGCUCGCUGUGUUUCGAGCGCUCCGGUACAACGAGUCAUUCUCGUCCAUUUCCUUUGCGCGCAUCAAUCUUAGUCCUCUACGACAUUUGUACGACACCUUUGGAGCCGACCUCGAUAGUCUUCACACUCGAUCUGGAAAUCUCACAAAUAUCGUCGGUCACCAGGAUCUGCCCGUUUUAUGUCAAGAAAUCCGAGCCCUGGCCCUGAAAAGUCGACGAUUGAGACGGCUGGAUUUUUCCUACACCAUUCCCAACAAAGCGCUCGCCGAUCACGAACAGCCCGUGGAUUGUGGUGUGAUGGAGGCCCUUGCACCCCUGUGUAAGAGAUCUUUGACCAACGUCGACUGGAUCGUCCUCACGGGACUGCGACUGACGGACUCUGAUUUGAACUUCCUGGUUGAUGCCGCAUCGGAGAGAAGAUGCCAUUUUCGUGCUCUUGAGAUUGGUGAAUGUGGGCUCUCCGUCCACGACAUUGACGUGCUUCUGUCCGCGCUGGUCGCGCAGGAGAGCACGAUGGAGGUCAUCGACAUCUCUGGAGCUCAAGGACGGUUUAGUCCCGAAGUGUUCCAGCGCGAGAUCGGAGCUUUCAGCCACAUCCGCCGAUUGAACCUUACGCGGGUACAGAAAACUGCAGGCCCGGAACCUCUGGUGGCUCCCGAGGCUCUGUAUGCUUGGAAACUAGAAUGCCUCUACUUGUCACAAACGACGCUUAACGAGCAGACAGUGGAUUCGAUUUCGACAUACCUCGCCACUUCUAAAUCGGACAUUCUCCGCGAACUGCACAUCAACCAAUGCAGUCUGACAGGUCGGGACCUGGCGACCUUCUUCCAAUCAAUGACUCGGGAUGACGGUCGGCCACGCAUCAUGCAUGUGAGCGCCAACGAGAACCGGCUCAAAGCAGGUAAUACGAUCUUGUUCAAGACGAUUGGUCAGAAUUACGGACCGUCGUCUUUGAGCAUGCGAAUGAUGGAUUUUGACAAAGAGAGCCAUUUUCGAGAACUCAUCGAGGCCUUGACCGUCAACACUAGCCUGCGCAGUCUGGACUUGUCACGUGCUUCCCUGCCGUACGACGCCAGCGUGGAGACCUGCGAAGCUCUGAAAGAGAUGUUUGCCAGGAAUCGAACCUUGGAGGAGCUCGACAUCAGUGGCGAACAUGCUCAUUUGGACGCGACCAGAUUCGGCAUUGGACUGAACAUUGCAUUGAGAGGCCUUGCCAAGAACAAGACAUUGAAGAUGCUCCGAAUCGAAUACCAGAGUCUGGGUCUGCAAGGAGCAAAUACCUUGGCCGAAGUCCUGGAGAAGAAUGAUACAUUGCUCGAGAUCCACUGUGAGCACAACGACAUCAAUUUGCAGUGUUUUACUUCCCUUGUCAAUGCGUUGGAGAAGAAUCACACUUUGCUUUUCAUGUCGUCCAUGGACCAUGAUCGAGCAAAGUCAAUUGAAAAAGUCCGACGCGAAGUUGACACCAUGGACCGAGUGGAGAGCUCAAAGCCUCCCAAGGGCACAGGCACGAUCAAGAAGACAUUCACAGGGCUAAGCGGCAAAGCACAUCGUCAUGGUCACCGUCAUAGCAGUUCUCUAUCGUCGACUACAUCUUUUAGCGAUCAGGAUGUGGCGGCCGCGAUUGCUACGCUGGAGGAAAAGUGGAACGUGCAGGUUGCAAGGCUACAAAAGUACUUGUUUCGCAAUCAUUGUCGUUCAGAAGGAAUUCCGUGGGAGGACGAAACGGCGAGUGACCCGAGCCGUCGAACGUCGACAGGGGCGGGGGAUUCAAUGGCACAAAUAUUGCAGCGAGUGCAUUUGGACAAGACUCCAACGAUGGACAAUCCAUCUUCUUUGGAUUAUUUUAACGAAAAGUUGGGAGAGCGUGGCCAGGCGGUGUUUCAGCUUCCUGAGGAUUGAGGGUAGCAUAACAUCGGACGACGGAGGCUAUUUCUGAUUUUCUGGUUUAUCCUUUUCAUGAUACCCCCCUGUCUUUCGUUUGAGGAGCCAGGUCAAUAUAGAUUUACCUAUGGAGUAGUUGUUUCCUCGAUGGAGGAUACAUGCGUCGUUUCUGGCUGGAGACGGGAUCAGGGAUGAAAUAUUCUGUGAAGGUAUCGAGGACUACGGCGAUAUGGUUAUGUACAGCAUCUGCAUAGGUACAGGAGAUUAUCCGAAUUGUUUGCAUUGGAUGUACUCUGUAGCAAGCAGAAUGUGGCAGUCAGCUCACCAGCCUCGGCUUCAAAGGCGAGAAAUC
This is a messenger RNA of Exophiala xenobiotica, 4226 nucleotides long. RefSeq lists its product as uncharacterized. Lineage: Eukaryota; Fungi; Ascomycota; Eurotiomycetes; Chaetothyriales; Herpotrichiellaceae. The transcript has a single exon. Bases 563 to 3892 code for a protein of 1109 amino acids. The record is from RefSeq and is a predicted model, not a curated record.